AGGAGUCCGGAGACAGACAAGAUUCAGGAAGUUUACGUUCGUCCCACAGCUGAACUCAUCAGACAUGUCAACAUCUGCCUCACAGUCCGAGCUGAGGCUGGUGGUUCUGGGCCCCAGACAGGCAGGAACCAGGCCCGCGGUUUGCUCCAUCCUGGGCCUGGAGGACCAGGACUCGGAUGUGGGUUCUGUUCCGGAGUGCACCAAACACAGAGGAGAGGCUGCUGGCAGCCAGGUGGUGGUAGUCUCCAGUCCAGCCUGGUUCAGCUCAGCCUACGACCCAGAGGAGAGAAGGAAACACCUCUCCUCUCUUGUGGCGUUGUCCAGCCCGGGCCCACACGCCUUCCUGCUGUGUGUUUCUGUGAACCAGCCGUCGGAGGACGAAGGCAGAGCCCUCGACGUCCUGGCCCAGAUGUUGGGCCCCGCUGCAGUCAGCACGUACACCACCAUCCUCUUCACCCACACCGAGGAGCUGGACGAGGACGAACAGCUGGAGGGAUACCUCGCCACGUGGCGCAAAGACCUCCUGGAGAUGGUGGCGAGGUGCGGUGACCGUUACCACACCCUGGAGAGCCGAGGCGGAGGAGCGGAGGAGAGGAGAGCCGUGGAGGAGCUGCUGGAGAAGGUGAAGGAGGGCGGGACCCAGCACUUCAGCUGCCCCCUCUACCAGGAGGCGGAGGAGAGGGUGAAGGCCAGGCAGGUGGAGAUUGUGAGGCAGAGGAGGGAGGAGGAGCACGACUCUCCCACUGACCCAGAAGAUGAAGUGACGGAGGAGGAGAUGGAGGCGGUCCGGGAAGAGGCGGAGAGGAGCGUCGGGGGCUUCGCUUUGGAACUGGGUGGGAUUUUUCCAUCUUCUAGCGUCUCUCCUUCCUCCCACGCGUUCCACGGAGGACUGUGGGAGAGGCUGGUGGCCUGGAUCAGGUGGCUGCCCUCUCUUGUGAGAAGGGAUGCCUUGAUGGGGGCCCUGGUCGGCCUGUUUGUGGGGGGGCCAUUCGGAGGGAUGGUUGGGGCCACUGUGGGCUCCGUGGCUUCUGAAGUGGGGAAACGAAAAACAGAAGAAACUGAGAAAAGUAAAUAAGAGAUGAUGUCAUUAAUAUAUGCAAGAGGUUUGAUGUCAUUGAUGAUGUAACCCUGAGCUGUGGAGCUGAGCUGCUCAAACCUCUUCAAAUAAAUCGUCGUUCAGCUUUCACACUUCAACUAAAGCUGGAGGAACAAUUCCUUGUGUCUCAUCAAAUCAGCCUUUCCCCCUGUGUGAAGUACUGGUGGCAGUUUUACAGUUGGGGCGUGCUAUGCUGCACGUGGAAUGUGGUGGUAGUGUCAUGGUUUGGUCCUACUGGGCCACAUCUGGAAGCUGGCAGUAGUACCGUAAUUGCCGGUCUAUAGAGCGCACCCGAAUAUAAGCUGCAAAUUUUUUUUUUUUAAUUGCACAUAUACAGUAUAAGCUGCGAGUGUUCACGUUGUAACAUGAGCGACAUCACAGCUCUGAGAGAGCUGUGCAGCUCUUGUUGUAGAUCAAGAUUCAACCACCAGAGGGUGUUCACAGACUUUCUGUCACUGUUCCUCACACACAGUGAAUCACACAGGUCUUCAUGACAACUACCGCCCUCACUCAUGGUUACUCUGCUGCUGAAUGCUCUAACACAUGAUGAACACAAACUAGGCUAACAAGAACAGACUAAUCACUAAAAGAACAAUGCUAAACAUCUAAUAGAAAUGAUUCGCCUCCUGAGACCCGAGCUCUGGUUUGCGAUGCAUUUUUCAUAUCGCCAAGAUAUUUGUGAUUAGAUGGACCUGAUUUGUGUAAAAAUAAAGCUUCCUCUUUAAACAGGAAGUUGUAUUUUGUUACAUGGUUAUGAUAUACUUUUGUAAAAAAAAAAAAAAAAAAAAAAAGUCCUCGGGGACAAUGGGCUUAUUUUAUAGUGUAACACAACAACAUGAACAUGGCUUAACAAAGUAUAAAACACUAUUGAACAGAGUGAAGUAUCUGGUACGUCAAAGCCAAAAUGUAACGUCCAGGUCUCAGGAGGUUAACAGUGAAUAUGCAUUUGAUCCAUAACUGAGGUCAUGUGACCACAUACCUGCAAACUAGUCGCUUUUUGGCGAAAUUUACCAAUUUCAAACUAAAAUAUGUAAUUUACAUGAAUCGUCUAGAUCUGAAGAGGU
Molecule: messenger RNA, 2160 nt
Organism: Nematolebias whitei (Rio pearlfish)
Lineage: Eukaryota; Metazoa; Chordata; Actinopteri; Cyprinodontiformes; Rivulidae
Exons: 3
Coding region: 65-1075 (336 amino acids)
Molecular function (GO): GTP binding
Source: RefSeq, a predicted model, not a curated record